AACUAUAUAAUUACUUAAGUUUUUAAGUUGCAAUGUGGAUAACCCGCUGCGCGUUUGUAUUUUUAGCAUGCGCGAGCGUCGUCAUUGCACGUCGCUCCCCAAAUGCUGAUGAAAUUGAGGAGUAUUAUUUGAGAGGACCUGAAGCUGGCAGGUAUUCUAAUGACUUGAUUGAGGAUGCCCUUCUUGAUGUGCCCGAUCUUAUCAGGAAGUACGGAUACCCAUGUGAAGUACAUACGGUGACAACGGAAGAUGGAUACCUUUUGGAGGUACAUAGAAUUCCGCAUGGGCGAGACCAAAACAUUGUCCCUGAUCCAAUGAAACCAUCAGUAUUGGUACAACACGGUCUUACAUCGUCCUCUGCAGACUUUGUUUUGAUGGGUCCAGGAACAGCCUUAGGUACCUAUCUCAUUUCAUAUGUUUUUUUAUUUUUUCAGCUUAUAUUCUCGCUGAUGCUGGCUUCGAUGUCUGGCUCGGCAAUGCUCGAGGUAAUUAUUACUCCAGAAGACAUUGCUCCCGUCGCUUAUAUGGAGCACAACAUCAAUAGGCUUUUUGUUGCUUUGGCGCCUUACUCGAACACUCUUGAGCUUCUCGGUAGACUUAUUGGUUUUAAUGAGAUUGCACCUAAAAGUCCGUUCUUCACAGAAUUAGGCAGAAAUUACUGCGCCGACGGCGCAAUCUCACAGAUCGUCUGUUCCAACUUUAUGUAUAUAUUUGCUGGAAGCGGUCCAGAAUUCCACAAUGCGACUAUGUUCCCUGUGAAACUUGGUCACACGCCCGCUGGUAUUGCUAUUCGACAGAUUGCACAUUACGGUCAACUCAUCCAGCAGAAUUUCUUCAGGCGCUACAACCACGGACCAUUGACUAACUUGAGAUUGUACGGAACUCUCACACCUCCAAGCUUCGAUCUAUCUCUGGUCACUGCUCCUGUCUUCCUACACUAUGCUGAAGUAGAUACUUUUGCACAUUUGGACGACGUUGACAGACUGUGGCGAGAACUGGGACGUCCAAUGGGAAAAAUACGGGUACCUCAUCGAGCAUUUGGUCACGUUGACUUUAUGUGGGGGACUGAUGCGAAGAGCUACGUUUACGAUAGAACCAUCGCCAUUAUGAAAUCCUUUGGACCCUGGUAAAUGAUCUGUAAUCUGCUGUAUUGGCCUUGCUAAGUACCUAGUUGCUAUAGUAAAGUUCUGCCAUAAUAAAUGUUAUAUUCUUCAUCGAGCCGAAUAAAUUGAUAAAUUGUUUAUAAAUUUAUUACCCCAAAAAUCAUCUAUUAAUUAGAGGAUUGUUGAUCUACCUAAAAAAAAUAAUAGGUACCUACUUAGGUACCUACAAUUAAACUAGUUUGUUCUA
Messenger RNA from Plodia interpunctella (Indianmeal moth), 1350 nucleotides. RefSeq names its product lipase 1-like. Bases 33 to 1130 code for a protein of 365 amino acids. The record is from RefSeq and is a predicted model, not a curated record. The transcript has 5 exons. Gene Ontology annotation, biological process: lipid metabolic process. NCBI's taxonomy places the organism in Eukaryota, Metazoa, Arthropoda, Insecta, Lepidoptera, Pyralidae.